Messenger RNA from Sinocyclocheilus anshuiensis, 1184 nucleotides. RefSeq names its product heme oxygenase 1b (gene hmox1b). The record is from RefSeq and is a predicted model, not a curated record. Gene Ontology annotation, biological process: heme oxidation; heme catabolic process; response to oxidative stress. NCBI's taxonomy places the organism in Eukaryota, Metazoa, Chordata, Actinopteri, Cypriniformes, Cyprinidae. Gene Ontology annotation, molecular function: heme binding; heme oxygenase (decyclizing) activity. The transcript is spliced from 6 exons. Bases 91 to 957 code for a protein of 288 amino acids.
UGUGAGCUCAGAUCACCCUCACAUCCAUCCAGGAGAUCCAUCAGCGCCUGCCGUCAUAUUCACAUCAGCAUUCAUCUGUGUUCCUGAGAGAUGGAGACCAUUGAGAAGAACCAGAUGCAGACAGCGAUCAUGGACAGUGAACUAUCAGAGCAGAUCAAAGCUGCGACUAAAGACAGUCACGUCCGAGCGGAAAACACUGAGCUGAUGCUGAGCUACCAGAGAGGACGCGUGUCCCUGCAGCAGUAUCAGCUGCUCUUGUGUUCGCUGUAUAAGAUAUACGAGGCGCUGGAGGAGGCGCUGGACACAAACGCCUCCCAUGAUGCCGUGGCACCCAUUUACUUCCCACAGGAACUGUCCCGACUGGAGUCCAUCGGGAAGGACCUGGAGUAUUUCUACGGCCGGAGCUGGAGGGAGAAGAUGAUGAUAUCGGCCGCGGCGCUGAGAUACGCACAGAGACUGAGAGAGGUGGGCCGAGAUCACCCUGAAUAUCUGGUGGCUCAUGCGUACACACGCUAUCUGGGCGACCUGUCGGGGGGGCAGGUGCUGGGCCGCAUCACGCAGAAGUCUCUCGGGCUGAAGAGCGGAGAGGGCUUGUCCUUCUUCUCGUUUCCGGCCGUCAGCAGCCCAAACCUCUUCAAGCAGCUGUACAGGAGCCGCAUGAACAGCAUCGAGCUGACAGAGGAGCAGCGGAGCGGCGUGCUGCAGGAGGCUGUCACUGCCUUUGAGCUCAACAUCCAGGUGUUUAAUGAGCUGCAGGACUCACUGAGCUGCGUCUCAGACACCGAGAAUGAAAUGAGGCAGAGACACACACAACACAAGCAGAGCACAACAGCAGCAGCCUCAGAUGAUAAAGUGUGUGAAGCGCUGCAGAGCUCCUCGUCUCUGGUGCCGCGGUUCCUGCGGACGCUGCUCGGUGUGUUUGUGGUUCUGGCCGUCGGGGUGGUCUACGCUUUUUAAACACAUUUAAACCGGUUUAAUAUGUCACACAUUAUUCAAAACUUUGAAAAACGACUCACAUUUUGUAGACAAUAUGUUAUUUAAUCAUGUCAAUAAUAAAUGUGAUUGCAUGUUUUCAGAAUUAUUCAAAUGUUGAAAUUUCCUUAGUCAGAAUCAUUUUGUAACCAUGUGUAUAUAUGCCUUUGUAUGAUUAAUACUAUAUUUUUGUAAUAAAAUCUGUUUCAGCA